AUGCGUUUACUUUUUAUUUGUUUUCUGCAUCUUCUGAUUUCAAUAACGGAUUCAUGCAAAUUCAAUGUGCAAGUAAGAUCUGAAACGGAUAGAGAUGUUUGGGGUCAGUUCACAUUCCACAACAAAACUGAAUCGGAGGUUUUCCAAUUCACAAAGUAUGGACAGACAAAAAACCUCACUAUUACUGGAGCCUUAUGUAAUUUGGCACCGACUGUUUUGAAAUCUUGGGAAACGUUUCCAAAGAAAGGAGUAAAACCAGUGGGUCAAACAUCUGCUCAUCUGGAAGGAAUAGGAGGUACAAUGUACUAUAAAAUAUUUCCAAAGGAUGGUCCAGCUGCAGUCAGAGCCCAAGGGAUGCUUUGUUCCUGGGGCCAAUGUCGUCUUGGAAAAUGA
This is a messenger RNA of Caenorhabditis briggsae, 393 nucleotides long. Lineage: Eukaryota; Metazoa; Nematoda; Chromadorea; Rhabditida; Rhabditidae. The record is from RefSeq and is a predicted model, not a curated record. The transcript has 2 exons. The coding region runs from base 1 to 393 and encodes 130 amino acids.